Molecule: messenger RNA, 2361 nt
Organism: Cutaneotrichosporon oleaginosum
Lineage: Eukaryota; Fungi; Basidiomycota; Tremellomycetes; Trichosporonales; Trichosporonaceae
Biological process (GO): carbohydrate catabolic process
Molecular function (GO): alpha-galactosidase activity
Source: RefSeq, a predicted model, not a curated record
CCUCCAUGCCCAUGCGGUCAGCCGUCGUCAAGCGCAAGCUGACGGUCUCCCUCACCGCUGUAACAAGCGACUGUAAUCUCAACUUCACACUCAUCUCCAUCUCGCACACAUCAUGACGCAACUCACAAGCAGCGGGGCUGCUGACACCGAGAUCGCACAUGUCAAUGUCCAGAAUGGCCGCGCAUUCUCGCUCAAUGCCUUCGGCAUGAACUACGCCUUCCAUGUCGACGCGAACGGCGAGCUCGUACACGACCACUUUGGCACGCCUGCGGAAGUGCAGCCGACUGAGGUUGGCCCAGAGCACAUCUCGGGGUGGGCGACACGCUUGACGGACGAGAAGCGAGAGCUUCCCGACGUGGGCCGCGGCGAUUUUCGUCUGCCAGCCAUCCACAUCCGAACCGGUGCGGGGCAUACCGUCACCGAGUUCAAGUACACGGGCUACGAAGUGGUGAGGGGCAAGCCGGAAUUGGAAGGGCUGCCCGCGACGUUUGGGGGCGAGCGAGACGUGGCGAGUGUCAUCAUCACGCUUGAAGACGAAGAGAGCGGGCUCGUAGCCACCCUCCGCUACUCUGUCUUCCCGGCACACAACGCCGUCACGAGGUCGUACACCAUUACCAACAAGGGUGGUCAGGACGUCGAGAUCAAGCGCGCAGCCAGCUUCACGCUCAAUCUCGACGCGGGGGAGUGGGACAUGGUCUACUUGACAGGCGACUGGGCGCGUGAGGCCAACCAAGUUCGCCGCCGCGUGGAAACAGGAACCCAAGGGUUUCACAGCCUCUGCGGGUACUCGUCUCACUUUUUCAAUCCCUUUGUAGCCCUCGUGUCGUCUGACACGACCGAGACGAGUGGGCCGGCGUAUGGCCUUUCUUUCGUGUACUCGGGCUCUUUCGCCGUCGAGGUCGAGAAGUUUGUGUCGGACCGCGUGCGCGCCAACAUCGGUCUCCACCCGCUUCACCUCGACUGGAAACUAGCUCCCGGGGAAUCAUUCACCGCGCCCGAGAGUGUUGCCGUGUUUUCGAACCACGGUCUUGGCGGGAUGAGCAGAUCCUUCCAUCGUCUGUACCGCGAUCACCUAAGCCGGUCAGAGUGGACCUACCGCCCGCGCCCCGUGCUCCUCAAUUCGUGGGAGGGCAUGUAUUUCGACUUUGACGCCGAAAAGCUGUACACCAAGGCAAAGGACUGCGCGGACAUCGGCAUCAAGCUCUACGUCAUGGACGACGGGUGGUUUGGGGUCAAGCACCCGCGGACGGGCGACCACGCCGGGCUCGGAGACUGGGUGCCGAACCCCGACCGCUUCCCCAACGGGCUCGACGACCUCGUGAGCCGCGCCACCUCUCUCUCCGUACACGGAAGCGACCAGAAUCUCAAAUUCGGCAUCUGGGUCGAGCCAGAGAUGGUCAACCCCCAGAGCGAACUAUACGAGGCGCACCCAGACUGGGUCCUGCACGCCGGGCGACACAAGCGUACAGAGCAGCGCAACCAGCUCGUGCUGGAUCUCUCGCGCCGCGACGUGCAGGACUACCUGAUCGACGCGAUCGGGUCGGUGCUCGCGUCCGCCAACAUCUCCUUCGUGAAAUGGGACAACAACCGCGCGAUGCACGAGCUGCCCUCCCCCUCGACGGCGCACGCCUACAUGCUCGGCCUGUACCGCGUGGUGGACAGCUUGACGCGCCGCUUCCCCCACAUUCUGUGGGACGGGUGCGCGUCCGGCGGCGGGCGCUUCGACCCAGGUCUCCUCCACUACUGGCCGCAAAGCUGGACGAGCGACAACACGGACGGCCUCGACCGCCUGCACAUCCAGUUCGGCACGUCGCUCGUCUACCCGCCCAGCAGCAUGGGGGCGCACGUCUCCGCCGUCCCAAACCACCAAGUACAGCGGGUGACGCCGCUCGAGUUCCGCGCGCACGUGGCGAUGAUGGGCGGCUCGUUCGGCUUCGAGCUCGACCUGCAGGCGCUGGACGACGGCGAGCGCGCACGCGUCCGCGACAUCAUCGCGCUCUCCGAGAAGGUGUCGCCGUACGUCCUCGGCGGCGACUUGUAUCGCCUCGCGGCGCCCGAAAGCAACUACCCCGCCGCGCUGUUUAUGAUGCCGGGCGGGGGAAGGGGCGUUCUCCUCGCGUUCUGCAUGCAGGCGCGCAUACACCGGUAUGCGCCGCCGCUGUUCUUCGCGGGCCUCGAUCGGAUGGCAGCGUAUGAGAUCGACUGCAAGACCUACACCGGCACCGACCUCAUGCACUCGGGCCUCAAGCUCCACUGGGACGCGCGCGACUACCAGAGCAAGGUGCUUUUUGUCAAGCGACUGCCGUACGACAAUUAGAGUAUACUUUAGGAUCUUGGUCGAUGUACGUUAGUAUGCCGAGG